AUGUUAACUCCUUUGAUCCCCCAUUCUCCAACAUGUCAACAAGAAACCAAAAAUCCCCAAAACACCCAUUAUUCUUUUGCCCUAAAUGAAGCAAAAAACAUAUCCAAAAUAUCAUUGCCUAUGAUACUAACCGGUUUAUUACUCUAUUCCCGCUCCAUGAUCUCAAUGCUCUUCCUCGGUCACCUCGGCGAGCUCGCUCUUGCUGGUGGCUCACUCGCCAUUGGUUUCGCCAACAUCACCGGUUACUCCGUUCUCUCCGGCCUUGCCAUGGGGAUGGAACCUAUAUGUGGCCAAGCUUUCGGCGCAAAAAGGUUCACACUUCUCGGCCUGACAAUGCAAAGGAUGGUACUUAUUCUUCUACUAACAUCAAUUUUCAUAGCAUCCUUAUGGCUCAACAUGAAUAAACUACUGCUUUUGUGUGGUCAACAAGAAGAUAUAGCAAAAGAAGCACAACUAUACAUUCUUUUUUCACUUCCUGAUCUAGCAGCACAAUCACUUCUUCACCCUUUGAGAAUCUACCUCCGAAGUCAAUCAAUAACAUUUCCUCUAUCAUGUUGUGCUGCACUCUCUAUUCUCCUUCACAUUCCCAUUAACUACCUUCUUGUUACUUCGCUCAAAUUGGGUAUCAAAGGUGUCGCUUUAAGCGCUGUUUGGACGAAUUUCAACUUCGUUGGCUCGUUGAUCAUAUAUAUAAUUGUUUCUGGCAUAUACAAGACAACAUGGAAUGGAAUUUCUUGGAGAUGUUUUAGAAAUUGGAAAGCAUUAUUGAACCUCGCAAUUCCAAGUUGCGUUUCAGUUUGUCUUGAAUGGUGGUGGUACGAAAUCAUGACUUUGCUUUGUGGGCUAUUAAUGAAUCCAAAAGCAAGUGUUGCAUCAAUGGGAGUUUUGAUUCAAACGACAUCAUUGAUGUACAUUUUUCCAUCAUCUCUAAGCUUUGGAGUAUCAACAAGAGUUGGUAAUGAGCUAGGAGCAGGGAAUCCACACCAUGCGAAAAUCGCAGCUAUAGUUGGAGUUUGUUUUAGUUUUAUAUUAGGGUUUCUGGCAUUUAUAUUCGCAGUUUCUGUGAGGAAUGUUUGGGCUUGUAUGUUCACAAGAGACAAUGAGAUCAUCAAUUUGACAAGAAUUGUGUUGCCGAUUGUUGGUGUAUGCGAGUUUGGAAAUUGUCCACAAACGACGGUUUGUGGAGUUUUGAGGGGAACGGCUAGGCCGAAAUUGGGUGCGAAUAUAAACUUGAUUUGUUUUUAUGUAGUUGGAAUGCCUGUUGCUGUUUGGUUGAGUUUCUUUGGAGGGUUUGAUUUUGAAGGUUUGUGGAUUGGCAUGUUGGCAGCACAAGGAUGUUGUAUGAUGACAAUGAUGUUUGUGUUGGCACACACAAAUUGGGAUGGUCAAGCUCAAAGAGCUGAAGAGCUCAUGUCAUGUGAUCAAGGGGAUGAAGAACAAUGA
This is a messenger RNA of Vicia faba (fava bean), 1443 nucleotides long. The record is from the annotation of a GenBank genome assembly. NCBI's taxonomy places the organism in Eukaryota, Viridiplantae, Streptophyta, Magnoliopsida, Fabales, Fabaceae.